UGUAUAUAUCUAACCGUAUAUGAGCUGUACAGUACGUAUAUAGCAGUAUAAACCCUAUAAAUUUCCCAUGAAAAUCCUUCGUUCCAAAAAAGAGCCCGAAACUGUGUUUCAAUGCAUGACGUGUCCCCAUCCGAAACCGUUAGAUCGAUGUCGUACGGCCCGGAUUGAGCUGUUCCCCGCUCUCCCCUCUCUCUCUCCUCCACGAAACACGGCGGCGGCAAAUCCCCCCUCCGGCGAGACCCCUCUCGACGAAACACGGCGGCGGCGGCAUCACUCCGGCGAGAGGUGCCCCCUCGCUUCCGCUGGGCGAGCCGAGGCUCUCCGUGCGUGGGGAGCUCGUCGAGACCACCGCCCCCAAUUCCCGCGGGCAUCGGCUCCGCCACCACCACCAGCAGCGUUUCUCCCCCCCAACCACGGCGGCGCGGUGAGCAGAUCGGGAAUCUCUCUCUCUCUCUCUCUCUCUCUCUCUCUCUCUCUCUCUCUCUGCCGGGUCGGAGGGGGAUCGAUGUUCACGAACGCGCAGCGGCAGGUCGAGCGGACCGGACGCCACGGCACCCCGAGAGACCAGCACCUCCAGGAUCUCGUCACCCAGUUCCAGGAGGCCACGGAUGAAGAGUCCAAGGAGAGAAUUGUUGCAAAUUUGGCGAAUUUCGCAUAUGAUCCUUAUAACUACACCUUUAUGCGCCAGCUAAAUAUCCUAGAAUUGUUCUUGGACUGCAUUACGGAGCCAAACGAAAGGCUUAUCGAAUUUGGCAUCGGUGGAAUCUGUAACUCUUGUGCCGAUCCAGCAAAUGCUUCAGUCAUUACUCAUUGCGGUGGAAUUCCGUUGGUCAUACAAUGCUUAUCUAGCCCAGUGAAGAAUACGGUGAACUAUGCACUUGGGGCUUUAUAUUAUCUGUGUAACCCUUCGACAAAGAAAGAUAUUCUGAAACCAGAAGUACUUAAGGCAGUAAGAGAGUAUGCCGUGGCUGGAGAUGCUAAUACCAGCUUCAGAAAUCUGGCAAACGCUUUCCUAGACAAGCAUGUCAACUCAUGACCUCUAGACUCUAGUUCAGAAUUGCAGAAGGGAGGAGUUUAUGAAAGCAUGUCAUAACUCACAACAUAGAACAAACCGUUCUACAGAGGGAGGAAGAAUCAGACAAAGCCUUUACUCUGUAAGAAUCCAGAGUUUGUCAUGCCAUCCUUGUACUCUUUCGUUCUUGAUGAGAAAAUUGCUUGGCUGAAGUGAAGAAUCUUGUGCCUAGAUCAAGAACGGUGUCACAGCCAUCAAUUCUCGAGUUAACCAGUGACUUGUAAUCAUCUUUCCUUGGCCUUGUACUUCUUUGACGCAUGUUUGUGCAAUUGUCAGUCAUGCCGCGGCUUGACCAGCAAGGGUUUUAUAUGCUCAGCCUGCAUCUUUGGCUCUUUGCCUGUUUGCCAUGAUGCCAUCUGCCGUUGGAAUGUUUAACGUCAGCUGUCAAGGACUCAAGGCUGCACGCACAGCUUCAGCUAGAGAGUACAACAGUGUUUUAUUAUGAUAAAGGGCUUGUUCGGAGAGCUUAAGAUUCCGAGAAA
Oryza sativa Japonica Group (Japanese rice) is the source of this 1554-nucleotide messenger RNA. RefSeq lists its product as uncharacterized. Lineage: Eukaryota; Viridiplantae; Streptophyta; Magnoliopsida; Poales; Poaceae. The record is from RefSeq and is a predicted model, not a curated record. Gene Ontology annotation, molecular function: protein binding.